Messenger RNA from Capronia epimyces CBS 606.96, 6369 nucleotides. RefSeq lists its product as uncharacterized. The record is from RefSeq and is a predicted model, not a curated record. Gene Ontology annotation, biological process: calcium ion import across plasma membrane. NCBI's taxonomy places the organism in Eukaryota, Fungi, Ascomycota, Eurotiomycetes, Chaetothyriales, Herpotrichiellaceae. The coding region runs from base 1 to 6369 and encodes 2122 amino acids. The transcript is spliced from 2 exons. Gene Ontology annotation, cellular component: membrane; voltage-gated calcium channel complex. Gene Ontology annotation, molecular function: high voltage-gated calcium channel activity; calcium ion binding.
AUGUCUUCGCGCGAUAGAACGCCGCCAAAGGCGACCGGCCCCCCGUCUAUACCUCUGCAAGAUCUCUCCAGGCCUCCGGACGAUUCAUCCCCCAGUUCUAAUGACCCCGGAAGUUCUGGACGGGGGAUUUUUGGUCAUGGGCAUGGGCAUAAUCGCACCCGGUCUUUACUGACGGGUCGGCGGACUCCCAACUAUGAGCGCUUGGAAGAGGAGUCACCCACAAGAGGUGAAACUUCGUUCGGAUCUGUUGGGUUUUCAUCAAGAGGCGGGAGCAGCAGAGACUUUCCUAUCGAAGACGUCGAAGGGUUUGCAGCUGCUACAGUCGGAUUGGAAUUCCCUCAGCCAUCCACACCUUCUAAUAUAGCGAUGCGACGGCCGACCAUCGUCACAACCCCUGCCGGUGAAGAUCUCAACGAUCCCGAUGCUGAGAGUAUGUUCUCACCGCCAGAUACUGACACAACUCCUUUGACGGAGGGCCGCCGUCUCACGUCUUCUUUGAGGACUUCCAGUUCCACUUCGAGAGGUCAACGGCACGACAGACAACGGAGGUCCAGCGUUCGAUGGACGGAUGGCGAGUCCCCUUCGCUGCUGCGUGGGCCUGGAACUAGGCUAGGCGAUGAUCUUCCCACACUUGAUAUACAUGCCGGCUUGCAUCGAAAAUUGAGCACUGGAAGUGGCAUUAGCCGCCUGGCAUCCUCAGGUCGGCGAGAGUCUAGCGAACGCUCAAGGUCCUUGUCACCCUCUCCGUCACCAAUAGCUAGGGCCAACUCAAUGCUCCGAGAGAUAUCACAACGUGUGGUCAAUUUGAGUAACGACUCGGACAUGGUUGAACGAAGUAUCCGUCGCAAAUCAUCUGUACGAGAGCAUCGGCGCCCAAGCACCUCGGCUUCUCCUGCCCCGGACGAAGAAUCGGCACCGCCACCCAAAUCACCUCUCGAGAAAGUCCCAUCCGUCGAGGCGUCGUCAUCUCCAGUCUUUCCUCUCCGUCAUCCAAAUCCUCUCCUAGGAAAGACAUGGGGCAUUUUUGGCCCCGAUAACAAACUUCGAAAAUGGCUCUGCGAAGUAUUGGUCCAUCCUUGGAUGGAACCGACCAUCUUGGCCUUGAUCGUCGCUCAAACGGUUUUGCUCGCCGUAAAUGCCGCAUCCCAUGCCGUCUAUCUUCAGACGAGGAGCAAAGCAUGGGGUAGUAACAGAUUCGAUUACGCCAUCUUUGCAUUAUUUGUCGUGUAUACUCUUGAGUUGAUUGCCCGGACAAUCGUUUCAGGGUUCAUAUCGAACCCUCGUGAGUUCAGCACGAUCGACCGGUCUCUGGGGCUGAAGAAGGCUGUUCUGCAGAAAGCGCAGACGCUUCUGGCCCCCCAACAUAUUCGAGAUGUGGCACCAACGAACAACGAUGUUCCAAGUCAACCAUCAAUUGUCCGCACGUUCACAGGCGUCCCAGAACCUGGCGGUCCUGGCCACACUAAACAGCAGCAACGAAUUCGUCUCGCGCGACGGGCCUUCCUCAGACAUUCAUUCAACCGUCUCGAUUUCGUCGCUGUUGUCUCGUACUGGAUAUCCUUUGCGAUGCAGAUAGGCAGAGUUGAAGACAGCACCCAUGUCUAUGUUUUCAAUAUGCUGAGUUGCCUUCGGAUCCUGCGACUAUUAGGGCUAACAGCCGGUACCUCUAUCAUUCUUCGCAGUCUGAAAAAGGCAGCACCCCUUCUUGUCCACGUGGCGUUCUUGAUCGGCUUCUUCUGGUUGAUCUUUGGCAUUAUCGGCGUCCAGAGCUUCAAAUCAAGUCUAAGACGUACCUGUGUUUGGGUCGGCGACGAUGGUUCUGGGCAGAACUACACUCUCAACCUAGCUCCGGACAACGUGCAAUUUUGUGGAGGAUACCUGCAUGCCGUGACGGGCGAGCCUAUGCCUUGGCUUAAAGGUGAUGGUCAAAACGGGACCGGUACUCCUAAGGGCUAUUUGUGUCCGCAAAACUCGGUCUGCAUUGAGGGCUCGGAGGGUCCAUACAAUGGAACUGUUAGUUUCGACAACAUUGCGCAGUCUCUGGAACUCGUAUUCGUCAUUAUCAGUUCCAACACCUUUUCCGAUCUUCUGUAUUAUCUCACAGACUCCGACUAUCUCGCCGCAGCGCUCUUCUUCGCUGCAGGCAUUGUCGUCCUCAGCUUGUGGCUGGUGAACUUGUUGGUUGCUGUUAUCACCUCGUCGUUCCAGAUCAUCCGGGAAGAAAGCAAGCAGAGCGCUUUCACUGCAGAAAAGAUUGACGCGCCGGUACUCAGCGAGGAUCCGAUGACGAACAGGAGCCAGCUAAAGAAACUGUUUGACAAGACACACUGGUUCUGGACCCUCCUUAUUGUGUAUGAUCUCGUGGUACAGAGCCUUCGCAGUGCCCGUAUGGGCGAUGACCGAAAGACCUUUAUCAUGAACUCGGAAACUGUUGUGACACUACUUCUCCUUGUGGAGAUUAUCUUGCGGUUCCUGUCUGACUGGAGGCACUUCUUUCGUGGCAAACGGAAUUUGGUCGACCUCUUGCUCGCCGUCGUCACCAGCGUUGCGCAAAUCCCUCCUAUCAGGAAUUCAGGACAACCAUAUGCAUGGCUCACUGCCUUUCAGAUUGCUCGUAUCUAUCGAGUGGUCCUGGCUGUGAGGGUCACCAGAGAACUGGUAAUGGUUGUGUUUGGGAAUAUCGUUGGGUUACUUAACCUGAUUUUGUUCGUGUUUCUGUUCACGUUCUUGGCCGCCAUCCUCGCGUCUCAGCUGUUUAGAGGCGACUACCCUUCGGUAGACCCCUCUGGCGAGACGAUCCCCGUGACUUUUUUCGACAUAUGGAAUUCCUUUCUUGGAAUGUACCAAAUCUUUUCUAGCGAGAAUUGGACGGAGCUCAUGUACAACGCGACCCAGUUCAACCUCAUCUGGGACACCGCAUGGCUUAGUGCAAUAUUCUUCAUUUUAUGGUUCAUUAUCUCGAAUCUGAUUGUGAUGAACAUGUUUAUUGCUGUCAUCCAGGAGAGUUUCGAUGUGUCCGAGGAUGAGAAACGGCUUCAGCAAGUGAAGGCUUUUUUGAAGCAGAAAGAGAUCAGCAGCUCUACAUCUGGAAAUCUGUCCCUCACCUCAGUGUUCAAGAUGGGACGAGAAUCGAUCCGGCAUCGGGAUGCUCUUGAGUAUGGCUCAGCCACAGUGGAACAGCUGCUGAAGGAGGCGGUGGUCAAAGAUUUUCUGGACGAGCAAGAGGAUGGUUUGCCCAAACGUCCAACGUCUGCGCAUCUCCCCCAACAUAUCUUGGUAAAGCCUGGUCUGCUCUCCCAAUAUUGGGGCAAAAUCACGGGCCUCAACCACCACAAAGAACCGAACCCUUUCUAUUCAAGCGCCACGACGAUUCGAGCGAACGAGGAGUUUGAUCCACGAGCUGCAGCCAAACAGGUGGUAACGACCACUGAAAACCGGCGGCGAGCGCAACGUCAAUACCUGCAGAAGCACCCAAAUUACAACGUGUCCUUGUUCAUUUUCAAACCGCAUAACCCGAUCCGAAGAUUUUGUCAAUACCUCGUUGGUCCUGGACGUGGGAACGAACGUGUGGAAGGAGUCUCUCCGUACAGACCAGCCUGGUAUGCAUUCUCCGCGUUCACAUAUGCCGCCAUUGUGGCAAUGGUCAUUCUGGCUUGCAUUACUACUCCAUUGUAUCAGCGCGAGUACCACCAGAAUAACAAUGUGGACGUUACGACGUGGUUUGUCUGGACUGAUCUUGGUUUCGCUGUCCUUUUUACAGUGGAGGCAAUCAUCAAGGCCAUUGCGGACGGGCUCUUUUUCACCCCCCAUGCCUACUCUCGGAGCGUCUGGGGCUUCAUCGAUGGUGUGGUCUUGAUCACGUUGUGGAUCAACGUUAUCACAACCAUGUUUCGAGAUAACGGUGUCUCACGUGCGGUUGGUGCUUUCAAAGCGCUGAGAGCGUUGCGACUACUCAAUAUCAGCGACACUGCCAGAGAUACUUUCUACUCUGUGAUCAUCAUUGGUGGUUACAAAGUCCUUGCUGCUGCCUUUGUCUCAAUGAGUUUGCUAAUUCCCUUUGCGAUUUUUGGGGUAAACCUCUUCAAUGGGAAAAUGCAGGCUUGCAACGACGGCGACUUCGGCUACAGUGCGCUGUCAAAUUGCGUGGGAGAGUUCAACUCAACACCCUUCAAUUGGCCUGUACUAGCUCCAAGGCAGGUGGCAAACCCAUGGUUCAGUUUCGAUGAUUUCGGCAGUGCUUUGUUCAUCCUCUUCCAGAUUGUCUCUCAGGAAGGAUGGGUUAACGUUAUGUGGUCAGGGACGAGCAUUACAGGAAGGGGACUCCAACCCGAACCCUUUGCCGCGCAAGGCAAUGCCGUCUAUUUCAUCAUUUUCAACCUCUUGGGUGCCGUCUUUGUGCUGACCUUGUUCAUAUCUGUUUUCAUGCGUAACUACACAGAACAGACGGGCGUCGCAUUCUUGACCGCGGAGCAACGUUCGUGGCUCGAACUACGGAAACUCCUCAGACAAAUCUCCCCUUCCAAGCGCUCGAUCGGCGAGACCAGCGCCAAUUGGAAGAAACGAUGCUACAACCUCUCGAUUAAGAAACGAGGGAAGUGGCAACGAUUCAUCACCACGAUAUUGAUUCUCCAUCUCAUUCUUCUCACCGUCGAUUUCUAUCCCGAGCCAUCCUGGUGGGAGACGCUGAGGGAAGGUCUGUUCUUGGCUUUCACGAUCAUUCUGAUUGCCAAUAUCGCGAUUAGGAUUUUUGGGCUCGGAUGGCACCGUUUCAGACGCAGCUCCUGGGAUAUCUACUCGAUUUUGGCCGUAUCAGGGAUUUUUGUCACUUCGCUAAUAGCACUGGCGAAGGUCAACAGUCGAGGCUUUGAUCAACUGCACAAGCUCUUCCUCGUGUCGGUCUCCUUCCUCCUCAUUCCGCGAAACAAUCAACUGGACCAGCUGUUCAAGACUGCUGCAGCGUCUCUCCCUCUCAUAGCGAACCUCUUGGCAACGUGGUUCGUUCUCUUCUUGGUCUACGCAAUUGCGUUUACUCAAGCAUUCGGACUCACGCGGUUCGGGGAAAACGAAAGCAAUAACGUCAACUUCCGAACCGUACCCAAGGCGCUCAUCCUUCUGUUUCGCACGAGCAUUGGGGAAGGAUGGAACCAGAUCAUGGAGGAUUAUGCAAGCAUCAGACCUCCUCUCUGCGUUCGAGAAGCUAGUUUCUUCGACAGCGACUGCGGCAGUUCAAACUGGGCGAGAGCGCUUUUCAUCUCGUGGAACAUCAUCAGCAUGUACAUCUUCGUCUCAUUGUUCGUUUCCAUGAUCUUCGAGAGUUUCUCGUACGUCUACCAGCAGAGCAGCGGAAUGUCCAUUGUGAGUCGAGAUGAGAUUCGACGAUUCAAACACGCAUGGGCAGAUUUUGAUCCAAACGGCACUGGAUUCAUCUCCAAGGAACAGUUCCCGCGUUUACUGGGGGAACUGUCCGGUGUCUUCCAAAUGCGAAUCUACGAUGGUGAUUUCACGGUGCGGAGUAUCAAAGAGGACUGCUCCGUCCAACCUGGCGACCCCGUGAGACCCGGUGUGAGAGUGGUGGACGGAAUUGAUCUCGACAAGCUGGCGGAACGGGUCAACCAAAUACCCGUGGCCGAAAUCCGACGGCGACGGGAGCGAAUGAAUGUAUUUUAUCAAGAGGUCAUGCUGACGGCCGAUCCAGACCGGGGGAUCCCUUUCACGGCGUGUCUCUUCCUAUUGGCACAUUACAACGUGAUCACCGAUUCACGUAGUCUACGACUGGAAGAAUUCCUCCGACGGCGGGCGCGUCUUCAGAGGGUACAAGAGACGAUUCGACGCGACACAGUGAUGGGGUUUUUUGACACUCUGCAUUGGUCAAGAAAGUUCAAAAGGGCGAGAGAUAUGAAGCGCAAUUCGCGCCUUGGGGCGCCCCCCUCGCUUCCUGUCCCUGAGAUCUUCAUCGAGAAUCCCGAUGACAACCUUGAGAGCAGUAGCAGUACCCAGCCUCACGACUUUACUUUCUCAACGCCGACAUAUACGCCCAAGAAGGCUCCUAGCCUACCGCCUAUUGACACAUCAUUUCAACCUCGGGACUCGUUGAGAAGUGCUUGGUCAUUUGGCCCGGAUGAGUCGCCUAGGGGCAGUCCGAUUCGGUCACCCAGAUUGGAAUCGGUUGAUACUUCAUACUCUGCAGCAGCAAGAGCCUCGCCUACAACGCCAACACCAACAUUGAGCCACAGCCGACAAGGCAGCAACGCCAGUGGUAUUGGAGAGCAAGGGAUUAUGGAAAGCUUUGACGCCUCAGCAUGGGGUGAAAGCUUACGAAGAAGCUUUACGACGAGAAGACCACGAAGCGAUCGAAGCGAGCGCGAAUGA